Molecule: messenger RNA, 765 nt
Organism: Xiphophorus couchianus (Monterrey platyfish)
Lineage: Eukaryota; Metazoa; Chordata; Actinopteri; Cyprinodontiformes; Poeciliidae
Product: kinetochore protein Nuf2-like
Exons: 6
Source: RefSeq, a predicted model, not a curated record
CCCAGGACCAUCCCACCAGAGCAGCAGGCCGAGGCAGAUGAGCUGGCUGCCGCUCUCUCUGAGCUGCAGGCCACCACCGUGCAUGAAUACCAGGAAGUGAACAUCAAAAACGAAAACAUUGCAGAGUGGAAAACCAAAAUAGCAGAGAAGACGCAGAAGCUGUCCCAAGUGAAGGUGGAUGUCAGUAACCUGAAAGAGGACAUCACCAAACUCAAGUCUCAGAUCGUGGAGUCUCCAGAGGAACUGAAGAGCCAGAAGGAGAAGAUGAAGGAAGCUGCGAAGAAAAUCAAGAACUCCAUAGCAGAAACAGACGAGUAUGUGGUGGAGAUGCAGAACAGGGUGCAGAGCGUGGCCCACGCUGAGGCCGAACUCCAGCAGAUGAACAGCCUGCUGCAGGACCUGGAGAGCAGCAUGAACAACACCAGGCUGCGUCAGGAAGAGUACCAGGAGCUGUUGAUUCAAAGCGAGAAGAUGCAAAAGGAGCUGAAAAGUCUGUGCAGCGAGGAGGUCCAGCUGAAGCGGGCUCUGGGCAUGAAGCUGGAUAAGGAGUGCAAACAGAACAUCCGCAGGCAGAAGAAGAGAGAGACGAAGGAACAGCAUGUCCAGGAAGUGCUGGGGCAGUGCAACCAAAUCUACCAGAAACGCGAGGAGAUGGCGGAUGAGAUCCAAACGAUCAUCGGAGAGACCCGUCAGCUGAAGGCCAAGAUCAAGAGCCUGAGAGACGUCUGCAGCAAAGAGACGGAGAAGGCCCAGGUACGUUGAUGA